This is a messenger RNA of Symbiodinium pilosum, 276 nucleotides long. The record is from the annotation of a GenBank genome assembly. NCBI's taxonomy places the organism in Eukaryota, Dinophyceae, Suessiales, Symbiodiniaceae.
AUGGUGAUGGAAAUCUGGGAGGAGCUUGUUGGCGAUGAGCCACUAGACAUAGAGGUGGAUCUGGUCCUCGACGGGAAGGUCUUCAGCACGCUGCAUUCGUCCAAAGCCAUUUUCGAUGCUGCGCCGGAGCGGGGAGACUUCAGAUCCCAGCAGUUCAUUUUCGCGAUUAAGGUGCGCGACCUGCCCAGGGACAGCCAUCUCUCGUUUCGAUUGCGGCCUCAAAGUGCGCCUGCCAGGAAAGCAGGGCCCAUGUACUGUAGCCCUCUCAUCUUGUAA